Cricetulus griseus (Chinese hamster) is the source of this 387-nucleotide messenger RNA. The record is from RefSeq and is a predicted model, not a curated record. NCBI's taxonomy places the organism in Eukaryota, Metazoa, Chordata, Mammalia, Rodentia, Cricetidae.
GUGUUUUCUUGCCCCGGGCCACUUAACUCUCUCUCCAUACUGCAGGUGUUUGGUCAUGGAAAGGCCAACGGGGAGCCCACAUGGGCCUUGCUGCUCACAGCCCUCAUCUGUGAGACGGGUAUCCUCAUUGCCUCCCUGGACAGCGUGGCCCCCAUCCUGUCCAUGUUCUUCCUCAUGUGCUACAUGUUCGUGAAUCUGGCCUGUGCGGUACAGACCCUGCUGCGCACACCCAACUGGCGCCCACGUUUCAAGUUCUACCACUGGUAAGGCCUUCUAUGUGAAUGCCCUGCGGGACCCACAAGCUGAGCAUGUGCAAUCUGUUCUGGUGGUUCUCCCUGUUGCUGGGCUUAAAACUUACUGCGUAAGGAACCCCAGUGAAUUCCAUGA